UAAAUCCUGGAAUAGAUAACUCUCCUCGGUACCGCUUUCAUGGAGGGGGGAACGUCGGAGCCUGCGGCGCCGGCAACCUUCCUCCGGGGUGAGGAGGGGGCGUCCCCUGAGUCAGCGCGCGCUAGGUUCGAGCGCAUGAUCCGGCGCGUGCAGGCGGAUGUCUGCGCGGAGCUCGAGGCGGUCGAGGGCAGCGGCACAAGCAACGGCGGCGGCGGAGGCGCGCUAUUUCGGGAGGACGCUUGGACACGUCCUGGCGGCGGCGGCGGUAUUAGCCGUGUCCUCCAGGGCGGCCGUGUGUUCGAGAAAGCUGCAGUGAAUGUCUCUGUGGUCUAUGGAGUUAUGCCUCCAGAGGCAUACCGCGCGGCGAGACCUGAAGCCGCCGCGGCGGCGGCGGCUGGAGGGGACAAGGCGGGGCCAGUGCCCUUCUUUGCGGCUGGUAUCAGCUCGGUCAUCCAUCCAGUAAACCCGUUUGCUCCAACAAUGCAUUUCAACUACCGGUAUUUCGAAACAGAGGCACCUAAAGAUGCUCCUGGUGCACCUAGGCAGUGGUGGUUUGGAGGUGGUACUGACCUGACGCCUUCGUAUAUCAUUGAAGAGGAUAUCAAGCACUUCCAUUCUGUUCAGAAACAAGUGUGUGAUAGCUAUGAUCCUAGCUUUUACCCUAGAUUCAAAAAGUGGUGUGAUGACUAUUUUUAUAUCAAGCAUCGUGGUGAGCGACGUGGGGUGGGAGGAAUAUUUUUUGACGAUCUUAAUGACUAUGAUCAAGAAACACUUCUUCGCUUUGCCACAGAUUGCGCAGACUCAGUUCUUCCUGCAUAUAUACCCAUCAUAGAACGUCGCAAAGACACUCUGUUUACUGAGGAGCACAAAGCAUGGCAACAGCUACGUAGAGGUCGCUAUGUGGAAUUUAACCUUGUUUAUGAUCGAGGAACCACAUUUGGGCUGAAGACUGGGGGGCGGAUUGAGAGUAUCCUUGUUUCUCUUCCUCUUACCGCACGGUGGGAGUAUGAUCAUAAACCAGAAGUAGGGAGUGAAGAGUGGAAACUUCUUGACACGUGCAUAAAUCCAAGGGAAUGGAUCUGACCUGUUCAGAAGUGCUUGCCCUUUCUUCACCUUAAUGUUAAUAGACCACUUUGAUCUUGUAUGUGGAUUUUUCUUUUACAGCUAGUGUGAUUUUCUUGAGCGACCUUAGCAAAUAUUUUACAUACAACAUAUAUGCCAUCCUACUGCUUUUGACAUAGAUUUAUAGAGUUAGGAAUCUCAAUGAAAAAAAUGUGAGGUGAAACGGUACAAAUAUUUUGUAGAAGACAUAAUUGAGGUAACUGUUUUUUUUUUCUGUUUA
Molecule: messenger RNA, 1342 nt
Organism: Sorghum bicolor (sorghum)
Lineage: Eukaryota; Viridiplantae; Streptophyta; Magnoliopsida; Poales; Poaceae
Product: oxygen-dependent coproporphyrinogen-III oxidase, chloroplastic
Exons: 8
Coding region: 40-1083 (347 amino acids)
Cellular component (GO): chloroplast stroma; cytoplasm
Molecular function (GO): coproporphyrinogen oxidase activity
Source: RefSeq, a predicted model, not a curated record